Messenger RNA from Purpureocillium takamizusanense, 3264 nucleotides. It is a transcript of the gene sin4, whose product is annotated as Mediator of RNA polymerase II transcription subunit 16. Bases 183 to 3041 code for a protein of 952 amino acids. The record is from RefSeq and is a predicted model, not a curated record. The transcript is spliced from 8 exons. Lineage: Eukaryota; Fungi; Ascomycota; Sordariomycetes; Hypocreales; Ophiocordycipitaceae. Gene Ontology annotation, biological process: positive regulation of DNA-templated transcription. Gene Ontology annotation, cellular component: mediator complex.
UCCAUUACUCACCUCCCCCAACCACCCAUCUCAUACCGCCUUCACGUGCCCGGCAACCGACGUCGCUACGCGCAUCGGAUCCGGAGGCACCUGAUGCGCUGCGUUUCUCAUUCAUGCACCCAUAUCCGCCAGAGUAGCGCGUGCAGGAGGAUCCCGCCGUUGACGGAGGACGCGCCGCGCUCAUGACCGCCGACAAGAUGCCGCUCAUGCUCGACGACUCCAUCAACGUCGAGCUCAACACCGUCGACGACCUUUUUGGCGACGAUGUUGCGCUGUCGCUCCCCGUGAGGAACCAAGGCCGACACCUGCAUCAGCGGCUCGACGAGCUUCGGAGUCGAGGAUGCUGCCAAUCCGUCGCCUGGUCGAGGACUGGCACCAUAGCGACACUGACGCCUGAUGGUCAGGCCUUGCAGCUGCGUUUCCUCCGGUGCAAUCCCCGGAAUGGCUCCUGGGAUCUCAGCGAGCCGACGACGUGUGACCUCGUCAAGGGAUCGCCCACCGUCCCGCUUGUCCACCUGGAAUGGGGCGCUACCAGCAGCCCCGACCUGGCCGUCAUCGAUUCCGUCGGCAGAGUCGCCAUCGUCAGCUUCCCCAUCUCCCUCAACCACCCUUUCAUCACCCGCAAGUGGGACGCGGAUACUGUCGACGACGGCCACGCCGUUGUGGGCAGCCACUGGCUGGCCGUGGCGCCAUCGAACCAGCAGAAACCUUACAAUGUCACGUACGGCCCGGCAAACAAGCAGGGUCACUCAUAUCACUAUGAAAGCUCGUUCGUGCAUGCCGGCGGCCCCAGCCAUCCUCACUCCUCCAAAAGCGCCUUGCUCUGUGUCACUAUCGGCGGCAUGCUCAAGAUGUACUGGUCUCAGAACAACAACAGGACAGAAGAAACCAUUAUGGAACUCGAGAGCAUCAACUCGUCGGAUGAGGUUGUGACCCACGCGGCCCUUGCCUCGGAUAAAAAAUUCCUAUUCGUUGCGCUUGCCACGUCGUCCUUGAGAUUGAAGCUCCUCAAGUUAGAGAUCCAAUGGGGAGGCCCCGGCAGCUCGUCAGACAAGCCCAUGCCGUCGACUGCUCGCUUGAAUCCGGCCCUCGUUGAGACACACCUAGCCUCCACCAGCUGGCUUAAUGGCAGUGCUAGUGAACCGACCAACGACGCGGGGAUGGAGCAGCUAUCGCAUGUUCAUAUCCUACCGUCAAUCUUGAACAGCUCAGCUAAGAACACGGCACCACCUGUCAUCGUCACAAUCAGAUCGCGGGCUUCCGUCGACGGCUCUUAUGGAACGGCACAGAGCAUCAUCGACCGCUGGGAGGCUGUCGAGCAGCGGCAGAAUCUGCAUUCAGCCUUUGAGCAGCUCGGGGGCCGCAGAAAUAGUGUCUCAUCGGACAUAGCACCAUCGAUGAAACUUAAGAAGCUCGAUCCCAUCGUUCUAAAUAAGGUUGUUAUUGGAUUCCAGGCCAUGCAGUUCGGCAAAGUUUUGGUCCUGACCAUGUCCGACGGGUCUGUCGAGUUUCGCGACCGCUUCACGUUUGAAGAGGUCUAUACCGGUGAAGAUUUGAACAAGGUGAUGAAUUUACGACAGGUCGGCUGGGCCUUUACUGAUGAUGGGGGGCCUUGUCAACAAGUCGCCUUCUCACCCACGUACUGCUCCAUGGUACAGCUGGGCGACGGCGGCAAGGUCAAAUGGAACAAGCUUCACUAUCCGGCGGGCGACAUUGGUAACUCCAUGCAUGAGGCGCACUACGCAGCCAGCAUUGCCGGUCUGGCCGUCACGGCGUCCUCGUCCAUGUGGUACAUGAGCAACUACGACGACAUGCUCGCCAUUGUGCAACCAUUCACAUCUAAGAAAAGAUUUACGCAAGACUGGAUCAGUGAGCUCAUACGCAUACUCAAGAUCCAGGUAGACUACUCGGAGGAGAUGCACCACGACUCUCUCAUGAGGAACGCACCGCUACAGUCAUGCCUGAGCAUCAUGCACAGCCUGGGAUUUCGUGGUGAGGCGCGGCGACGGUCGUUUCAAAGCAAGUUUGCGACUGUAGACAUCAACAUUCGGAACGUGGUGAUUCUCAUUACGCUUGCGAGCAACACACCCAUGAAUGUCAGGGAGAAGAUGAGUCCUCUGGAUGAGCACGAAGUGGUUGACGCCCUCACUGGGUGCGCAAAAUGGUCUUUGGAGUUGCUGUCCUGGCUGACCGACUCACUCUUCGGACUUAUGAAUGAUGGGGACUUUACGUCGAGACUCGUGCCACAACGAUUCUCCGAGAUCACGGCGUAUUUGCACGAAGGGAACAACGUGGCACUCCAUCUUCUAUUGAGUUCCUGCAGCCGGAGCUUCCUCUCUGCCUUGUGUCGUAGGAUCGCACAUCUAGAGGCGCUCAGCAAUAAGAUCAUCGACUUUUAUAGGAAGCAGACGGGAGAGCAGGCGGCAGCGGGAAAACUCCCCAGCCCUCAGCUGCGGAUGGCAUACGAGAAGAUGCAUCAGGUCACGACAUCGAGCUUGGUGAGCGCGACGGAAUUCGAAAAGCUGCUUAACGUGCUAGGAUCCGACAUCAGACAAGCAUAUCAGCAGUUCUUGCCAAACCUGGUCAAGCAGGGCGCCAACGCGCCGCAGGGCAAGCAGAUUGACGUGGCCAUCAAGACGACGCAGAUCCAGUUCGAGAUUGGGAUGCUGCUUGGGGCAUCGCCGCCACUGCCGUUCCUGCCGGUGAUCAAGAAGCUGUUCAGCAAGGGCCUGCCGGCGCUGCGGGACCAGACGGACCCGGCGCAGCUCUUCUUUGCCAACUUUGGGCUUCUUGAGAUGCAGGACGACGACUACAGUCUCAGGGCUAGGCGCACCAGCGGGACAUACGUGGACCUGUUCAAGAAGGUGGAGCUGCGACGGAGCAGCACAGGAUCACAGUGGCGACGGUGCGCGCGAUGCGCCUCGGUCAUGGAGGACGUGUUCGGGAGCAAGCCCGGGUUCACGUUUGUGCUCAGCCAGCAGCGCAAAUGCUCCUGCGGCGGGCAUUGGGCGCUGUUGCCCAAGGGGAAGCUUGUGCUGUGAGGGGGGAAGAGUGCUGGACGACGGACGGCACCGAGAUGGUUUGCAGCGCACUGCAAUACGCAGAUUACGAAGUACGUUACUGAGUAGGAAAUAUGGAGUAUUGGUUACGUGGUGCUGUGGGAGCGGGAGUUGGGGGCACGGGAUGCUCAGCGGUCAUGAGGUGUUUAUUACCAGGCAUGUAUGUACGUACGCAACUACGUAUAAUAAAGUGGUCGAUGCUUGC